This is a messenger RNA of Macrosteles quadrilineatus (aster leafhopper), 1596 nucleotides long. Its product is annotated as orexin/Hypocretin receptor type 1-like. The transcript is spliced from 11 exons. The record is from RefSeq and is a predicted model, not a curated record. NCBI's taxonomy places the organism in Eukaryota, Metazoa, Arthropoda, Insecta, Hemiptera, Cicadellidae. Gene Ontology annotation, cellular component: membrane. Gene Ontology annotation, biological process: G protein-coupled receptor signaling pathway. The coding region runs from base 1 to 1596 and encodes 531 amino acids. Gene Ontology annotation, molecular function: peptide binding; neuropeptide Y receptor activity.
AUGAAUUGCUCUGAUGAAGAGGAUAUUUACCAGCUGGGCGACAAUGAGACAACCAACCAGCUGAUUGAUCAGCUGAUUAGAGAGUUCAGCAAGGCUCAGCUGAGGUACAGCGAGGUUCGCCAUAUCGUGCUGAUAGCUUGCUACGUACCACUCUUCCUGAUAGCUGCUGCUGCUAACUCUCUUAUAAUCAUCGUCGUCUUCAAGUACCACUAUAUGCGCAGUGUGACCAACUACUUCUUGGUGAACCUGUCAGUAGCAGAUCUUCUGGUGACAUUUAUCUGUAUGCCGAUGGCUGUGGCUCAGUCCGUUACAGGACUUUGGCUCUAUGGGGAGACUAUGUGCAAGCUGACGUCAUACUUACAAGGUGUUAGCGUAGGAGCUAGUGUCUUCACCAUCACCGCUAUGAGCAUAGAUAGAUACUUGGCUAUCCGACAUUCUAUGGCAUUCAGAAAAGUGUUUAACCGCAAGUCUACAAUAUAUAUGAUACUGUUGCUAUGGGCGGUGUCCCUGGCCAUAUUCCUCCCCGUGUUGUGGGUGCGACAGACAGAGCUGGUGGACCUGGGGGAUGAUCCUCGGCUGUCAGCAGCCGUCAGGAAGUACAGUCUCACCUGGUGUAUAGAGGACUGGCCACAUCACUCCAGACACUUCUAUGGGGUGUUCUGCUUCGUGCUGGUGUACCUGACCCCAGGAUGUGUGGUGAUCCUGGCCUACACGCUGAUGGGUCGCAGACUCUGGGUGGUGCGGCCGCCGUUUGACAAGGACGAAGGAAGCGUCAGCAACCAACAGGUGCGGUUAGUAAAGGAAAGAAGAAGGGUGGCACGUAUUCUGCUGCUGCUCGCAAUUCUGUUCGCACUCUGUUGGCUUCCUUAUAACGUCCUGUCCCUUCUGCUAGACCUGGACCUGAUAAUACCUACUGUAGGACUGCAUCAGGAGACGCUUAUGAAGUGGUUCCCCUUCACACUGCUGCUGGGACACGCUAACUCUGCCAUUAACCCUCUCCUGUAUUGCUUCAUGACUCGCAACUUCCGUCGCACAGUCCGCAGUCUCUUCUGCCAGACAGGCAUCUCUAGACCUCGUCCACGACAAAGGAUGAAAGCAUUUGGAAUCGCAGCGCCACGUCGUCCAGUGGAUACGCUUCGCACCACAGCCCUCAUCGGCGCUGCUACGUGCUCAGCCAGCCUCAGCGAACAACAGGCACCCAGCUGCGAACCCUCCACCCGCUGUGACAGGACCUGCCACCGUCUGAGACUUACCUCCCUCAUCGGCGCUGCUACGUGCUCAGCCAGCCUCAGCGAACAACAGGCACCCAGCUGCGAACCCUCCACCCGCUGUGACAGGACCUGCCACCGUCUGAGACUUACCUCCCUCAUCGGCGCUGCUACGUGCUCAGCCAGCCUCAGCGAACAACAGGCACCCAGCUGCGAACGCUGCACCCGCUGUGACAGGACCUGCCACCGUCUGAGACUUACCUGUGAGCGAUACUCUUCCCUACCACAGUCCUCAUCGGCGCUGCUACGUGCUCAGCCAGCCUCAGCGAACAACAGGCACCCAGCUGCGAACCCUCCACCCGCUGUGACAGGACCUGCCACCGUCUGA